Molecule: messenger RNA, 1011 nt
Organism: Emiliania huxleyi CCMP1516
Lineage: Eukaryota; Haptophyta; Isochrysidales; Noelaerhabdaceae
Exons: 7
Biological process (GO): tRNA methylation; rRNA base methylation
Molecular function (GO): iron-sulfur cluster binding; RNA methyltransferase activity
Source: RefSeq, a predicted model, not a curated record
CUGUACGGCCUGCGCGACGAGCAGCUCGAGGCCGUGCUCAAGGACUGGGGCCAGCCGAAGUUCCGCCUCAAGCAGAUCCGCGACUGCCUCUACGGCGACGCUCCGGCGGGCGACAUCGACGCGAUGCACACGCUGCCAAAGGCGCUGCGCGCCAGAUUGCGGGAGCACGCCACGCUGGGCGAACUGGGGGUCGAGUUCGAGCAGCAGUCCAAGGACGGGACGCAGAAGCGCCUCUGGCGCUGCCACGACGGGUCGCUCAUCGAGUCGGUGCUGAUGCCGUAUGACGACCGGCGGAGCGCCGCCUGCAUCUCGCGCACCGCGUGCAUCUCGUCGCAGGUGGGCUGCGCGAUGGGCUGCACCUUCUGCGCGACCGGGCAGAUGGGCUUCCGGCGAGACCUCAGCGAGGCGGAGAUCUUCGAGCAGGCCGCGCGCUUCUCCUCCGAGCUGCGCGCGCGGGGCGAGCGGCUGAGCAACGUCGUCUUCAUGGGCAUGGGCGAGCCGUUCCGCAACUACGACGCCGUCAGUAGGCGCAUCAUGGACGAGCUCGGCAUCGGCGCACGCCACGUCACAGUCUCGACGGUCGGCCUCGCGCCUCAGAUCCGGCGCAGAUCCCCCGAGAUUCCCCGAGAUUGCAUCGGGAACGGACUCAUGUCUCCCAACCAGCGCCCGAGAGGACGCGCACUCCGCUGUAGUCUUCUCCGUUGCGCGUGCCACUACUACGUGGAGCGCAGCGGCCGGCGCCUCACGUUCGAAUGGGCGCCGAUCGCCGCGCGGAGCGACGCCGUCGCUUUCUUGCUCUGUUCUUGCUUGCGCACGCUGCUCGGCAAGCUGCUGCGGGGCCUCAAAUGCCACGUCAACCUCAUCCCGCUCAACCCGACGCAGGGCUUCGACGGGGCGCCCGCGAGCCUGCCCGACGCGAGGGAGUUUGUGGAGGUGCUGGGUCGGAGCGGCAUCCCUGCGACCGUGCGCGUGCGCCGCGGCAUCGACAUCGAUGCCGGGUGCGGCCAGCUG